Molecule: messenger RNA, 3674 nt
Organism: Bactrocera neohumeralis
Lineage: Eukaryota; Metazoa; Arthropoda; Insecta; Diptera; Tephritidae
Exons: 19
Coding region: 1057-3597 (846 amino acids)
Biological process (GO): proteolysis
Molecular function (GO): serine-type endopeptidase activity
Source: RefSeq, a predicted model, not a curated record
AUAAAUUUGGUUUUAUAGAUUUUUCUUUUCUCUCAUAUCUUCAGUUCUUCAACAAAAGAACAUAUGGAAAUGCUUUUCAAAAUACCCAAAUUGGCGACAUAAACCGAGUGUAACAAUGUUUCUAGAAUAAAUGUGGUUUUGGCUUGGCUAUUUAGUAAUGGCAAUGACUUGACUACUUUAUAAACAUCCAUGCUUUAAAAAUACAACUUGACAAUGCCCACGAUUUCUAUCCUCCUAGCAUUCAGAACCCAAAAAAAUACAAAUUAUUAGUCACAAAAAAGGACUGACUGAAAUAAAAACAAAAGUUAUUGUACCAUUUUAUUUGACUUUUCGAAUGAAUUUUUUAAAAACAAUAAAGUUUUGGGGAUAUGGAUAGUUCCAGAUAUAGACAAGUCUGUAAAGAAGACUCUCUAAAAAGGAAAAUCGGUACACUAGAACCUGAAAACACGUUUGAACAAAUAUAGCUGCAUCAAAAAAGAGUUUAAGGUUUCAUUUCCGGCCGAAUCAGUUUGGAUGCCAGAUCAGCAAAAUGUCAAUAUGUCCGAAAACAAUUUGAAUUUAGAAAAAUCUUGUUAAAGACAUGUUUUUUAAUAGUUAAACUUUGAAAAUAUAAAAAUAAUUCAUAUUUUUUGUUUCUAGACUAGAAUACCCCUCUUAAAGGGAGUUUAACUUUUUAUACGGUGACUUUGUAAGCUUGAAAUAUUUAAUGAAAAGAAACGAAAGUAUAUUCAAAGACUUCAAAAAUGUUAGAAGCCUGUAUAAAAAUAUUUUAAAUGAGAAAAAUGUGGAGAAGCAAAUUUGUGUUAAGAAAAAACACAAAAAUUCCAAUAAAAAAAUAAUAAAUAUAAAUGCAUUUCUUUUGUAUUAUAUGAAACCUGUUAGCAAACUGUUCUCAAGCGUUUCAAAGCUUAUAGGCGUAACUCACUUAUUUUUAGCCGAACAUGUUUUAACAGCAAUUGUUUUCAAUUAGCAAUCUUAUGUUUGCCAACAGCAUUAAAUUCUCACAUUCAAGUUUUGUUUUCACUCGCAAUCAGUCAGUUGGAGAAGUUGGUGAAGAUGCCGCGCUUGCGCAAUUAUUCUAAACCUACAAUUUUUGGCAUCAUUAGUUGGUUGAUAUUGGUUGUUCACAUAUUUUCGCCAGUCGAUGCCUGCCAUAACAGUCAAGAGUGUUACACACCGCAAAACUAUAAGGGAUAUUAUUAUACACCUGAGGAAUUUCUAACCCUUACUGAUAGGCAGAAGUCCAAUUGCGAGGGUAAUUGUGUUGAUAAAAACGUGACGCUGAUUUGUUGCACUUUCAAUACUCAACCACAAAAAUAUCGCUUACUAUAUCAAUCAUGCUUAGACGCUCAUUUACCCUAUGGAUUUAUUACAUUUGGCGAAGUGGCCAAACUAAAUGAGUUUCCAUUUAUGGCUGCUUUGGGCUGGCGUUUCACCAAAGAGGAUGGUACAGAGAGCAUAGCUUAUAGGUGUGGUGGAACUUUGAUCAGCAGCAGAUAUCUACUAACAGCGGCCCACUGCUUCUAUCAUUCCAGUGACCUUCCAGUUGUGGUGCGUCCAGGUGGUUUCGACCUAAAUAGCACCACAGCGACUGAUUAUGAUAUCGACCAGAUUAUUGAACAUCCCAACUACAUAUAUCCUGGUCUAUACAAUGACAUAGCAAUCGUUCGUAUGGCAAAAGCAUAUAUUAACUACACGCCGAUUGUUGCUCGAGCGUGCGUGUGGUAUAGCCCAUUGGCCGAGCAGGAAGUUACUGCCAUAGGCUAUGGCAAUACGCAGUUUGCCGGUACCUCUUCGCCACUUCUAUUGAAAACUAGUUUAUCAACCAUAUCCAAUGAGGAGUGUAAUCAACAUUAUGAACAGGAUGAUGAAGUGCUCAGCUCGGGUGUAAUCUCUACACAAUUAUGCGCAAAAGAUUAUGAAAAGCUGCGUGAUACUUGUCAGGGAGAUUCUGGCGGUCCUUUGAUCGUGUAUGAAAAAAUCGACGGUUACUCUCGUAUGGCUUAUAUUGUGGGCAUUACGUCGUUUGGCAUUGGCUGCGGCACCGGUUUCCCGGGCAUUUACACGCGUAUUUCUGAUUAUUUUGAUUGGAUUGAGGAAACGAUUUUUAAAGUGUUCGCCUCUUUAAACUUAACCGCAAGUUUUCAGAACAAGUUUGCUGGUCCUUGCGAUCAGAUGCGCUGCGCUCGCUUGGAGUUGAAGCGAAAAGCAAAGGAAAACUCUAGCAAAAUGUAUAAGCCAAAGCCUUUCACAAAGCUUUUCAGCUUACUAGCAGGAGCACAAUUGCUGCUUAUGGCAGUUAAUGUGCGCUUAGCAAUCGCUUGCCACGAGGAUCAGCCGUGUUUAACACCACGAAACCGGCUUGGCAACUAUGUAACACACGCUAAUUACCUCAAGUUGACCAAGGAGUUGCAAGAUUUAUGUUUGGGUGUGUGCGGUUACAAUAGAACAACACAAUUUCUAUGUUGCCCCUCGCUAGAUGAGCCCUCAGACAAAAGAAUAUCGCAAACUCAAUGUGAACGAGAUCACCGCAAAUUCUCCUUCAUAUUUAUAACGAAUGGCAAACUUGCGAGGGAAAAUGAAUUUCCGUUUAUGGCCGCCAUAGGUUGGCGCUCUACCUUUGGCAGCAGCGACAUAACAUACAGAUGUGGUGGCGCUUUGAUCACCAGUCGGCACUUGCUAACAGCGGCGCAUUGCCUUUACCAUUCGGAUGAACCACCAAUUGUGGUGCGCCCAGGUGGUUUCGAUUUAGAUGAUACCGAGGCGAGGGACAUUGAAAUCGAUCAAAUCCACAUGCAUCCAGGUUAUCAGUAUCCGGGUGUUUACAACGACAUUGCAAUUCUACUGUUGAAAGAGGAAUAUUAUGCCGGCAGAUCCGUUAACUCUGGACCAGCAUGUUUGUGGGCAAAGCCAUUACAGGCGGCAAAUGUUACGGCUAUCGGUUAUGGUAAUACACAAUUCGCCGGUUUAUCAUCGUCAAAAUUAAUGAAGGCCGAGCUGAGUAUUCUACCAAAUCAAAAAUGCGCCGAAUAUUAUGAGGAAGAUGGCAUUAUAUUCUCGCAAUUGUGUGCAAAUGACCCGGUAAAAAGGGGUGAUACGUGCCAGGGUGACUCUGGCGGCCCUAUUAUAAUGUACCGUAAUAUUGGCACGAAUUAUUUUAAUGUGCCCUACAUAGUUGGUAUCACCUCUUUCGGCAUUGGUUGCGGCACUGGAGCACCAGGAGUUUACACGCGGGUCGCCAGCUAUAUUGACUGGAUUGAGAAAGUUGUCUACUAUUCCGGUUUAGCAUCGGACACUUUAAUGAAGACGAACCUUACCAUUCUGACUAAUGAAGCAUGUGGUAAAUACUACGAGCAAGAUGACCAUUUGCUUUAUCAUGGAAUUAUUCAUUCGCAGUUGUGUGCAAACGAUACGGUUGGAAUGAGCGACACCUGUCAGGGCGACUCUGGCGGACCCAUUAUAAUGUACCGUUACUUUUACGAAAUGCCCUACGUGGUUGGCAUCACCUCUUUCGGCAAUGGUUGUGGUUCUGGUGUGCCUGGGCUGUACACGCGUGUCGCCAGCUAUAUACACUGGAUUGAAAAAAUCGUAUACUGAGAAAAUAAGCAAAGGCUACAAAUGAUGUAACACAACAAUUUUGCAACAAAAACUAUAACGUAAAAGUUCAAUAAAAA